AUGACGAAUGCUUGGACUGAUACAAAGAGAAGAAGUGUAAUGAAUUUGUGUGUGAAUUCAACUUUAGGCACAGUUUUCCUUACUUCUAAAGAAUGUUCACUUGAUUCACACACAAGUGAAUAUAUUUAUGAGUUUGUUGAGCAUGGUAUUGAACAAGUUGGAGUUGAAAAUGUUGUUCAAGUUGUCACGGAUAAUGCCUCAAACAACAUGUACAAGAAAGUUCUUGAUCAAGCAAAGGCUUUAACGAUCUUUAUUUAUGCUCAUCACAAGACUUUGGCAAUGAUUAGAACUUUCACAAACAAGAGAGAUAUAGUGAGGCCCGAUGUGACUAGAUUUGCAUCUUCAUUCCUUACUUUGCAAAGUUUAGCCGAGAAGAAGAUUGAACUAAGGGCAAUGUUUUCUAGCAAUGAACGGGAGGCAUGUAAAUUUUCCAAGAUAGCUAAAGGGAAGGUAGCACACACAACCGUAACAAGUUUGGGAUUUUGGCAAGGUGUAACGGCAUGUUUGAAGGUUUUUGCACCAUUGGUGAGAGUACUUCGACUUGUUGAUUGUGAUAGCAAGCCAUCAAUGGGGUUUGUAUAUGGUGAGCUUAUGAGAGCAAAAGAGGAAAUCAAACAUGCUUUAUCUGAUGUCCCAAGGAACUAUAAAUCGAUUAUUGACAUUAUUGAAGAAAAAAUGAAAGACAGGCUUGACGCUCCUCUUCAUUUGAUGGCAUAUUUGUUGAAUCCUUAUUACCAUUAUAAGGAUUCACAACUUCAUUUGGACGAAGUUGUAGCUGUUGGAGUUGUUGAUUUUUGUGAUAUUCUAUUCGUCAAUGAUUUUGACAUGCAAAAUAAGAUUUUAAGUGAAGAAUUUCCAAAAUAUAAGAAGAAGGAGGGAAUGUUUGGAAGAAGUAUCGCAAUCAAAGCAUGUGAGGUGAAUGAUGACAACUUUAAUCCCGCAAAUUGGUGGUCAAACUUUGGUACCUCAACCCCUUUAUUGAGAAGAAUAGCUAUGAAGAUUCUUUCUUUAACAUCUAGUUCUUCGGGGUGUGAAAGAAAAUGGAGCACGUUUGAAGGGAUACAUACAAAGAAGAGAAAUAGACUUGAAUCAAAUCGUCUCAAAAAUUUAAUUUUUGUCCAAUAA
This is a messenger RNA of Ipomoea nil (Japanese morning glory), 1125 nucleotides long. RefSeq lists its product as uncharacterized. The record is from RefSeq and is a predicted model, not a curated record. The coding region runs from base 1 to 1125 and encodes 374 amino acids. The transcript has 4 exons. NCBI's taxonomy places the organism in Eukaryota, Viridiplantae, Streptophyta, Magnoliopsida, Solanales, Convolvulaceae. Gene Ontology annotation, molecular function: protein dimerization activity.